CUACAAGUGGAUCUGUUGCCGCGUGGCGUUUCCUGGCUCACCGCUGUUCGCUGGGCCGCGCCACGCAGCUUCGCCCGGGAAUAAGUCGGCCAGGAAGAACCCGCCGCAGCCAUGGCGUUUAAAGAUACGGGCAAAGCCCCUGUGGAGCAGGAGGUGGCGAUUCAUCGCAUUAGAAUCACCUUGACCAGCCGCAACGUCAAAUCUCUGGAGAAGGUGUGUGCUGACUUGAUCAGAGGUGCAAAGGAAAAGAAUCUUAAAGUGAAGGGACCUGUUCGCAUGCCUACCAAGACUCUGCGAAUCACUACUAGGAAAACACCUUGUGGUGAAGGUUCCAAGACCUGGGAUCGUUUCCAGAUGCGUAUCCACAAGCGUCUUAUUGACUUGCACAGCCCCUCUGAGAUUGUCAAGCAGAUCACUUCCAUCAGUAUUGAGCCCGGUGUAGAAGUUGAAGUUACAAUUGCAGAUGCCUAAAUGACACUCAUCGUCAAUAAAAGUUGAUUUCCUAAA
Alligator mississippiensis (American alligator) is the source of this 507-nucleotide messenger RNA. It is a transcript of the gene RPS20, whose product is annotated as ribosomal protein S20. The coding region runs from base 112 to 471 and encodes 119 amino acids. The transcript has 4 exons. Gene Ontology annotation, cellular component: ribosome; cytosolic small ribosomal subunit. The record is from RefSeq and is a predicted model, not a curated record. Lineage: Eukaryota; Metazoa; Chordata; Crocodylia; Alligatoridae. Gene Ontology annotation, molecular function: structural constituent of ribosome; RNA binding. Gene Ontology annotation, biological process: translation.